Pelobates fuscus (common spadefoot toad) is the source of this 658-nucleotide messenger RNA. Its product is annotated as gamma-crystallin 1-like. The record is from RefSeq and is a predicted model, not a curated record. The transcript is spliced from 3 exons. NCBI's taxonomy places the organism in Eukaryota, Metazoa, Chordata, Amphibia, Anura, Pelobatidae. Bases 74 to 601 code for a protein of 175 amino acids. Gene Ontology annotation, biological process: lens development in camera-type eye; visual perception. Gene Ontology annotation, molecular function: structural constituent of eye lens.
AGUAUAUAAGGGGCUCCUCAGUUAACUUAAAACAGUGUACACAAACUCAUCCGCUGACAGCUGAACAGCCAAAAUGGGAAAGAUCAUCUUCUACGAGGACAGAAACUUCCAAGGCCGCUCCUAUGAGUGCAGCUCUGACUGUUCUGAUCUUCACUCAUACUUCAACCGCUGCAACUCCAUUCGAGUGGAGAAUGGAAACUGGAUGCUGUAUGAAAACCCUAACUACUCUGGCCACCAGUACUUCCUAAGGAGGGGAGAGUACCCUGACUUCCAGCAAUGGCUGGGAUUCAAUGACUCCAUUAGAUCCUGCCGUAUCAUUCCUCAGCAACGUGGCUCCUACAGAAUAAAAAUCUAUGAAAGAGAAGACUUCAGAGGCGAGAGCAUGGAGUUUGUCGAUGAUUGCACAUCUGUCCAUGAGCGCUUUAAUUAUCAUGACAUCUACUCCUGCAAUGUGUUUGAUGGUCACUGGAUCUUCUACGAGCUUCCAAAUUACAGGGGACGCCAGUACUACCUGAGACCUGGAGAGUACAGGAGAUAUACCGACUGGGGAUCUAUAAAUGCCAGAGUUGGCUCUUUCAGACGUGUCAGAGAAUCCUAUUAGACCAAGGUGUUGAUAAAACUUAAAUACCAGCUUUGAAAUAAAAAUUAACCUACAAUA